CUGUCAAAGUGAAUAUCUGUCAGUGUCAAACAGUUUUUAUUUUGUUAUUGUUUGAAUCUGAAUGUAGUUGUAGUAUGUUAUAGUAUGUAUAGAAAUGGGAAUUCACCGGGACGCAUGCGUUAAAUUACAAUCGAUAUUCGAGGUUCGGCUGGCUAACACAGUUGGAGCGUCGUCAAGCUUUUAACAGCAACAGAUAGGUACCCAGAACCUGUAGUAAAAAUUAACAACUGUCAAAAUUUCCAACAUUUAAAAAAGCUCAAGUUAAGAAAUUAACUGAAAACCUUUACAAUGGCAUUGGAUUUGGCUAAAGAGGAAGUUUUUUGGACAAGAGCAAUGACUUUAAGACUUGUGAAAUUUAUAAAAAGUAAACCAACCAUUUGGAAUCGGAAGCAUUCAAAGUACUCAUCGAUCAUGCAUAGAGAUCAAAUUUACAGGCAAUUUGCUUUUAUAUACGGCAAUAACAAAUUCACAGGAGAAGAUGUGAAAGACCAAUGGAUUCGUAUUCGAACGACCUUUGUUGGUCUCAUGAAAAGACUCAAAGCAAGUAAAGCUAAAGGAGAGACCUAUAACAUCACCUGGUACUUAUGGGAUGCAUGCAGUUUUCUGUACAAGAAAGAUCCACCCAAAGGAAAUGACCGGAAAAUCAAGAAAGAGCAAGGAAAUGCAUCGGAUAAUGUUGACGCUACAUGCCACAAUGUAGCUAAUGGUUUAGUUAAUGCCAUACGUGGAACUCAAAAUGAUGUCUGCUAUGGUGAUGACACCAAAUACAGCAACUUAACAAGAUAUGUUGCAGGUAAACUCUAUCAAAUGAGUUCCUAUGAUGCAGCUCGAAUAUCGUGUAAAAUGCUGGAUUUCUUGAAUCUUGAGAUGAAUGAGGUAAUAUCCAUUUAAAAAGUUGAGUCGGAUGAGUUUUUGAUAAUUAUUUAUUGGUAUAGACCGUAGGUCCGUAAAUACGGUAUACGCUAAUAUAGUUCUACUAUAAUCUACCUUAAAAUAGGCACUCCAUAUUUAAUCAAUUUCAUAUUAAUAACUAUACUCAUUUCGUACUAUUACAUUGUUUAGAUGUAGAGAGUCAUUGAUGAACUCAUCAAUAGAAUAAUAAUCAUUUAUAUGUUUAGAAUGUGGACUAUUAUAUAACACAAGAAACAAGGAAUUACAUUUGCGAACAUCCCACCACAUUUAGUAAGUAAGUUAUCUUGUAGGUCUGUCUUUUUGGAACAUAUCUUAAUAAUUACAUUUAAUAAAUCUGGUAAUAUUGUCUGAUACAAUUAGGUGUUUAUUUUAACAAAUUGAGUAACUUCAAAACGUAUUGCGAAGGAAAAGCUCGAGAAAAAUCGAGAACAGCUUUCAGUUACCUACUUUUAAACAUGUGUCAUUCUUGGGUUUUGAAAACCCGUUCUUUUAGACAGCAGUUCCCACAAAGUAUGACGUUAACUCGCAAGACUGAUAAUUAUAUGGAGUCAUGGUAAGCCAUUAAUGUGGUCUUUGAGACUAAGAUUUGAAGGACAUAGGGAGAAGAGCUAAGCUUUUGAAACUUUGUAAUGAUUGUAAUGCACACUUCCUUGUGUGUUGAUGAAAUUGCACUUAUUUGUUGCAUUUCGCAUUGA
Molecule: messenger RNA, 1607 nt
Organism: Trichoplusia ni (cabbage looper)
Lineage: Eukaryota; Metazoa; Arthropoda; Insecta; Lepidoptera; Noctuidae
Exons: 4
Coding region: 289-891 (200 amino acids)
Biological process (GO): regulation of transcription by RNA polymerase II
Cellular component (GO): nucleus; transcription regulator complex
Source: RefSeq, a predicted model, not a curated record